AUGCAACAACUCAAAAUGAGGGGAAAUUUAUUUUCCUUUAUUGUGCUGCUCUUGCUGGCAUCUACCCUUAGUAUGACGAUGAUGGUCGCUGAGGGUAAAAUUGUUCAGGUACAAGUCUUGUCGAGACAUUGUGAUCGAUCUCCAGUGACUAUUUAUCAAGUUCCGACAGAUCCGUGGGACUGGCAAACAGAUUUGGCCAAGUAUUCGUAUACAGCAGGAUUUGAUGCAUCGGGUCCUAUUGAAUUUGGUGAGGGACAACUCACUGGAUUGGGUCUUCAACAAUGUAAUAUUGUUGGACAACAUUUUAAUGCAAGAUAUUUAUCGAGAGUUAUUAAUGAGACUGGAGCACCAAAUCCAAAUGUCAUUGCCGAUUUAAUUUAUCCAGAAAAUAGUGAUGUGAAAACGACAGCUCAUUGGAAUCCAAGAGAUUUUAGAUUUUAUGCUACCGAUUAUGAUAGAACUCUCUUUUCAGUUUUUAGUAUUUCACAAGCAAUGUUCCCUGCUGGAAAUGGACCAGUUGCUGAUAUUUCAAUUACUGGACAAGCGAGAGCUCUUCCAAAUCAAAUGCAACCAAUUCCAAUUAAUACUAAGGAAAAUGUCAAUGAAAUUUGGAUGAGUGCUUAUGGAAAGUGUCCAACUAUUGAUUUGAAUAAUGAAAAUUAUCAACAAAGUUCAGAAUUUUUCAAGAUUCUUGACAAGUACAAGCCAACCUUGGCUUUCAUUUCCAAUGUUACUGAAAUUCCGUUUGAUAAUAGUCUCAAGGAAGGAUCAGGCAAUCAUGUUAUGAACAUGAUCAAUUCAUUCAUCAGUCCAUAUGAAAAUCAAAAGCAAAUUCCUUUCUACAAAUUACUUUCCGAUAGAAAAUUUGCUGAUGAAUACUUUAGAGCAUUGAGGAGUGAAGCUGGAUUCAAGUAUCCUGCUUGGAAGACUAUUGAUUUUGCCAACUUUUAUAUGGUCUAUGAUCUUUUAAAUGUUCAAUACUCCCACAAGCAAUUGAAAUUGCAAGAACUUGUCAAGAUUUGGGAUAUGAUCCAAGAAUUGGGAGACGUCGCAACAUUUAUGGUAUUCAAUAGAAAAGUUCAAGGUAAACUUGGAGGUGGACCACUUGUUCAAAACAUGAUUGUCGAAAUGAACAAGAUGAUUGAUAAAUUGACUGGAUUAUCAACCCCAAAGCCACCAAAUAAUUAUGGAGCUGAUCUGGGAGCCAGUAAGACAAUACCAUACAAGUAUAUUCAUUACAGUGCUCACGAUGUGAGUAUUCUCUCACUCAUGGCUGCCUUAAAGUUGUCAGAUGAUUAUGUUGAGCUUCAAAAAAAUCCUCCAUAUGGAUCUCAAAUUUUAGUUGAAUUGCACCUAAGUGAUUCAGUUCCCCAAGGACAAAAACCAACCAUUAACGAUUUUUACAUCAAGAUUGUUUACAAUAGAGGAUAUAGUGAUAACAGAUUCGCUGAAUAUACUUUGAAAUCUUUGGGUGGAAAGGGAUGUCAACCAGGAAAGGACACCGACUUUAAUUGCACAUUCACUAGCUUUAAAUCGAUUUGUGAAAGAGAUGCCAUUCCUGUAAAUUGGUGCAGGGAAUGCAAGAAUUAUGAAGCUGAUAUUUGCAUUAGGGACAAUUACAAUGAGCAAAGAAGUUUGACAACAAUCUUUUGGAUCUUGUUGGCAAUUCUUUUGGGUGUCUUGUUAUUAACAUGUUCUCUCUUCUGCGUGAUGGCAGUAAGCAGAUCAAGAUUAUCCAGAUUGAUUAGAGGUGUUGCCACUACUGAGACAAAGGAAUCAGAACCAUUAUAUCAAACUGUAAAUUAA
Naegleria gruberi is the source of this 1806-nucleotide messenger RNA. RefSeq lists its product as uncharacterized. Gene Ontology annotation, biological process: dephosphorylation. Gene Ontology annotation, molecular function: phosphatase activity. The coding region runs from base 1 to 1806 and encodes 601 amino acids. The transcript has 2 exons. The record is from RefSeq and is a predicted model, not a curated record. NCBI's taxonomy places the organism in Eukaryota, Heterolobosea, Eutetramitea, Acrasida, Naegleriidae.